Schistocerca gregaria is the source of this 3314-nucleotide messenger RNA. It is a transcript of the gene pinta, whose product is annotated as retinol-binding protein pinta. Gene Ontology annotation, molecular function: phosphatidylinositol bisphosphate binding. NCBI's taxonomy places the organism in Eukaryota, Metazoa, Arthropoda, Insecta, Orthoptera, Acrididae. The record is from RefSeq and is a predicted model, not a curated record. Gene Ontology annotation, cellular component: membrane. The coding region runs from base 1696 to 2568 and encodes 290 amino acids. The transcript is spliced from 8 exons.
AGUCUGUCUCGGAGCUCCUAAUGGUCUGCCGUGUAACUACUGACGCAUUUCGCGUUGUUAAUACUUUUGCAACUCUAUGAUAACGAAAGCUCCGAGGAAUUAAAUAUGUGCGAAACUUCAUUUCUUCGGCUUCCGGAAAUUUCCUUUCUAUAGUUGUUUCACCGUGUCAGUAGACAAAGAAAAAUCGACAAUCUUGUAUAGUUACAACACGCCAUUGGCACCUCGGUUAUGGAGCUUGGUGCACCCUCAGAGUGGAAAUAGGACUAUUUAACUGACGAUGGGUGACAGUGCUCCCUUUUAGUGACUUAGCAUUUGUCUUUGUUUCAGUAGUGAAGCAAGGGCAUGAAGAGCGGAUGGGGUGAUAAAACGUUAUAUUCUCGAAGGAAAGGCGUCAUGUUAACAAACGGCUUAAAUCUCAAAGGUUUGUGACAAAUGUAACAAACGUGAGAGAGGAUAGCACAUGCAGAUCUUGCAGAAUCUAUUUCCCGUGCGCUUUCAAGUGCUCCGAGGAUGUUCCUUUGGCAACAAUGCCUGGAAUGUGAUUGCGUUUGUAAUUCUGAUCUGAGUUUUGAAUUGGUCGCAAUUGUGCCAUUGCGUGACUGGACCUGUCGAACUUUCUCCGUCAUAUUCUUGUUUGCAAAUGUUAGUUAGGGACCACAGACAAAUGUGAAAAGCAGCUUCGAUAACUUUGUCUACACGAGCCGUUAAAAGUGCUGUGGCAUUAGAGAAUGUGACCUGUCAGGGUAAACUGUCAAUAAAACACAAUAUGUAGACAAAUACUAUCACCUGUUCUAUCCCCACUGUUGACAGUCUACAAUCAGGGGAACCGCUGAGGCUAGAAAAUAUAAAUACACGACAUUUCUUCUUCAGAAUGGCCCCUAGUAUUAUCAUCUGUCAAUAUAUGUCUGAUUUUUUCCGGAACGCUAUGUAACUGCACACAGCUACUAAAUCUUAUAUUUCGCUCAGGGAACUGACGAAUAUCGUGUGACCGUACGUACUAAGUAACCAUGCUAAGGAACUCUUGUCACAGUGCAACUAACACAAACUGACCCGCAAGUAAGCAGCUGCGCUCCUACACUGGUGUCUCCCGGCCCUGCAGCGCUGUUCCGUUGUCUAAUUGGUCCCCCUCUGCCCUGUCUCCCACUCCCGCUACAUUAAGCAAUUGCGCAUGCGCGCACACGAAGCUUCGUUUCUGCGACUCUCAGACUGUACCAGCGCGGAAUUGCUAAUUGGACGAUGCCGACAGUUCGUUAUCAUUCGCAAUAUUACGGAUACAGUUUUCUGGUCACAUGGGAAAGGCGGGACGAAAGAACAAUAGUGGAGCCGACGAAGGACGGUGUAGUAUAGUAUAACAGCGCAGAGCCCAAGCGAGCGCAGUCUGGCACUGUAGAGGCAGAGGUACAGACCUGGAUAUCUUAUCAAUGAACUCGAUCAGCCUCCGUCCGAUAGAAAGGAGAGACAGUAUCGCAUAUACAGAGAUGCUGUUAGGAGUCUGACUGUGUGCACUCCUUUGAAUCCCCCCCUUUAGCAGCACUUCCAGCAGGAGGAUCAUAAUCGUCUAGGGCAGGCUGUCAGCGAACACUUGUUGCUGCAGCGCGGAACUUUAUCUGUUGCACUCUAAACCUGCAGUAUCUCGGCUCCGCCCACAGGCAGUCACCCCAGAGUGUAGGUCCGCAGCGGAAGCAGGUGGCAGUCAUGGAGAUUGUGGAGGACGGCUACAUUACAACACUGGACGGAGAUGCCCUCCGACACGCGGCAGAGGUACUCAAUGAGGCAGAAGAUCGUCUGCCCGAAGAAGUGGCCAAGGUGCGCGCCUGGCUGCGCACGCAGCCUCACCUCAACGCUCACACUGAUGCGAUGCACAUAGUAAGGUUCUUGAGAGGAUGCAAAUAUGACCAUGAGAAGACACGUCGAAAAAUAACGAACUUCUAUGGAAUGCGUGGCAGGUGUACAGAAUGGUUUGAUAACCGCUGCCCCACAAUUCGCCAAAUACAGGAUAUGCUGGAUAUGGGUGUUUUCCUACCACUGAGAAAGCACAAUGAGCAUCACAACACUGUGGUAAUUAUUCGUGCUGCAGUUCACAACCCAGCAAAGCAUCGCCAGGAUGAUUUGUUCAAGACAGGGAUGAUGGUUCUUGACCGUGCUUUAGAGAUGGAUGAGACCAUUUCUGUGUAUGGUGUUAUUGCCAUCAUAGAUCUAGCUGGAAUUGGUGUUGGCCAUGCCAGGCAACUAACUAUAAAGAUCAUACGAAAUGCUGUUCAUGCAUGGCAGGACUGCUAUCCAGUACGAAUCCGGCGACUCGACUUCAUCAAUGCUCCUAUAUAUGUAAAUGUUGUUCUGAAUACAUUCCGUAGAUUCAUGCGUGAAAAACUUCGAAACAGGGUCCAUGUCCACUAUGGCUCUUUGGAUGCACUGUAUGAAGAGGUGAGCCCUACUAUCCUGCCUUAUGAAUAUGGAGGUACUGAUGGGUCCUUGCAGGAACUGAAAGAAUAUUGGAAGAGUGAACUGAUGGAAAACCAAGACUGGUUUGUUCAGGAUGAAAAACACAAGGCCACCAAAAUCAAGUGAAGCUCUCAUGAACACCAAUCUUCAAAGCAAGAUUUCAGAGAAACUGCUUACUGAAGAGUUCAGACUGAAGAGGGGCGAGUUGAAAAUACUAGUACCUGCAGUUUUAACAUUUGAGCAUCACUCACAACUAAUGAAACACUUUGUGAUAUAGGAUCUGAUAAAAGUAACAAGGCUUGUCCAGAUCUCAAAUGUUAUCACUACUGAAAACUUAUUUCCAGUGGAUAGUUGUUGCAAAUGAUAUUGUAGAAGUGAUAUGUCACACACAUUGCCAAGCUUUCAGUGAAGUACUGGUGAUGUUUUUACACUGGCAUUAAGUCAUAGUAAAAAGAAAAAAAACAAAGUGUCUGUGCCAGCAGCAGUCCUUGUGAUCUCAUAGUGGUUAGACUUGUCUGUUCGUGCUAACAUGAAACAGUUUCUGCUGUAAUUAUUUAUCAGCUUGUGCCUUUCCUAAGGUUAUUACCAUUAAAUUAUAAUGAUCUUUUCGAUAAAUGGUUUUCUCCCUUUACUUUUUUAAAUGUCUUUAAUAUAAAGUUUUGUAUGUCUGUACAAUGAAUUUUUUGCUUGCAGUGAUUUAUAGUGACACAUUUCACAUCAAUUGUGCACUCCUUUGUUAAUGACUGGCAUUUUAAAUAGAUCUCAGUCGAAAAAUAAUGACUAUUUAACAACAUCUAAGGAUAAGUCAGUAAAUGUGAGCACUUUUUCUGUAAUUUAGAAGAAAAAUAAUGGAGAUCUUUUUCUAUUUAUAA